CUGAGACACAGUAGGAAGUUUCUGCUGGGGUCUGCAUUGGAACUAAACCACUAAAACCUACCCCUGUAUGACUAGGACCUAAGAAGAUCUGAACCAGCACCACAGAGAGUCUACAUGUCUAGAAACUAGACAUGUUCAGCUUUGUGGAUACGCGAUUAUUGCUAGUAAUAGCAGCAACAAUCCUAGUAGCAAAAUGUCAAGGAGAAGAUGACCUUGGUUCUUCAGGGUGCACCGUCGAUGGAACAACGUAUAAUGACAAAGAUGUAUGGAAACCCGAACCCUGCAGCAUCUGCGUGUGCGAUGAGGGAACUGUCCUUUGCGAUGAGGUGAUCUGUGAAGACAUUGGUGACUGCCCCAACCCUGAGAUUCCAAGGGGAGAAUGCUGUCCUAUUUGUGGUGAAGGUCAAUACCAGACAGGCCCCGUUGUUGAGGGACCCAGGGGAGACACCGGCCCAAAAGGCGACAAGGGACCAGCUGGCCAACCUGGCAGAGAUGGCAUUCCUGGACAACCUGGUCUUCCUGGACCCCCAGGCCCACCUGGACCUCCUGGCCUUGGCGGAAACUUUGCUCCUCAGAUGUCUUACGGUUAUGACGAGAAAUCCGCUGGUGUCUCCAUGCCCGGCCCCAUGGGUCCAAUGGGUCCCCGUGGUCCUCCUGGUCCCCCUGGUUCAGCUGGACCUCAAGGCUUCCAAGGACCCCCUGGUGAACCUGGCGAACCUGGCUCUGCUGGUGCUAUGGGACCUCGUGGACCCCCAGGACCUCCAGGAAAGAAUGGUGAAGAUGGUGAAGCUGGCAAACCCGGACGUCUCGGUGAGCGUGGUCCCCCAGGCCCACAGGGUGCUCGUGGUCUCCCAGGAAGUGCUGGUCUUCCAGGAAUGAAGGGACACAGAGGUUUCAACGGUCUUGAUGGAGCUAAGGGUGACUCCGGUCCUGCUGGACCUAAGGGUGAGCCUGGCAACCCUGGUGAGAAUGGCGCUCCUGGACAAGUGGGCCCACGUGGUCUGUCUGGUGAGAGAGGUCGUCCUGGCCCAUCUGGUCCAGCUGGUGCUCGUGGUAACGAUGGCUCUCCUGGUGCUGCUGGUCCCCCUGGUCCUACUGGCCCAUCUGGACCAUCUGGCUUCCCUGGCGGUGUUGGCCCUAAGGGUGAUGCUGGUCCCCAAGGAUCCCGUGGUCCUGAUGGUCCUCAAGGUGCUCGUGGUGAACCUGGCACUCCUGGUCAAGCUGGCGCUUCUGGUCCUUCUGGAAACCCUGGUACUGAUGGUCAACCUGGUGCCAAGGGUGCCACUGGUUCUCCUGGUAUUGCUGGCGCUCCUGGUUUCCCCGGUGCCCGUGGUGCUCCUGGACCUCAGGGCGCUGUUGGUUCUCCUGGUCCUAAGGGUAACAAUGGUGAAUCUGGUGCCCAAGGAAACAAGGGUGAGCCCGGUGCCAAGGGAGAGCCUGGCCCAUCUGGUUCUCAAGGACCCCCUGGCCCCCCUGGUGAAGAAGGCAAGAGAGGAUCACGUGGAGAGGCCGGACCUUCUGGACCUCCCGGACCUGCUGGCGAACGUGGUGCUCCUGGAAGCCGUGGUUUCCCUGGUGCUGAUGGUGCUGGUGGACCCAAGGGUCCCCCUGGUGAACGUGGACCUGUCGGCUCUGUUGGCCCCAAAGGAUCUUCUGGUGAAUCUGGUCGCCCCGGUGAGCCCGGUCUUCCUGGUGCUAAGGGUCUGACUGGUAGCCCUGGUAGCCCUGGCCCUGAUGGCAAGACUGGACCUUCUGGUGCCCCUGGUCAAGAUGGUCGCCCCGGACCUCCCGGCCCACCUGGUGCCAGAGGCCAGUCUGGAGUUAUGGGUUUCCCUGGACCUAAAGGAGCAGGUGGUGAGCCUGGCAAGCCUGGUGAGAGAGGAGUUUCUGGUCCCCCUGGUGCUGUUGGUGCUCCUGGCAAAGAUGGUGAAGCUGGUGCUCAAGGUCCUCCUGGCCCUGCUGGACCUGCUGGAGAGAGAGGUGAACAAGGUCCUGGUGGUCCUCCCGGAUUCCAAGGUCUUCCCGGAUCUCCUGGUGCCCCUGGUGAAAGCGGCAAACCCGGUGAACAGGGUGUUCCUGGAGAUGUUGGACCCUCUGGUCCUUCUGGCGCAAGAGGCGAAAGAGGAUUCCCUGGUGAACGUGGUGCCCUUGGACCCCCUGGCCCUCAGGGACCUCGUGGUGCUAAUGGUUCUCCUGGUAGCGAUGGUGCUAAGGGUGAAGCUGGUGCUCCAGGUUCUCCUGGUGGUCAAGGAUCUCCCGGUCUUCAGGGAAUGCCCGGUGAACGUGGUUCUGCUGGCCUGCCUGGUAAUAAGGGUGACAGAGGUGACCAAGGACCUAAGGGUUCUGAUGGUGCUCCAGGCAAAGAUGGUGUAAGAGGUUUGACUGGUCCCAUUGGUCCUCCUGGCCCUGGUGGUGCUCCUGGUGACAAGGGUGAAGCUGGUCCUGCUGGCGCUGCUGGUCCCACUGGUGCCCGUGGUGCUCCCGGUGAGCGUGGUGAGCCUGGUCCUUCUGGCCCUGCUGGAUUUGCUGGUCCUCCUGGUUCUGAUGGUCAACCUGGUGCCAAGGGUGAACAAGGUGAUGCUGGUCCCAAAGGUGAUGCUGGUCCUCCUGGUGCUUCUGGUCCCACUGGCGCUCCCGGCCCUGCUGGUUCCAUUGGUGCUCCCGGUCCUAAAGGUGCUCGCGGUCCUGCUGGUCCUCCUGGUGCUUCUGGUUUCCCUGGUGCUGCUGGACGUGUUGGACCCCCUGGCCCUUCAGGUAAUUCUGGACCUCCUGGACCUUCCGGCCCAGCUGGAAAGGAAGGACAGAAAGGACCUCGUGGUGAGACUGGCCCUGCUGGACGCCCUGGUGAACCUGGUGCCUCUGGACCUCCCGGACCCUCUGGCGAGAAAGGAUCUCCUGGUAGCGAUGGCCCUGCUGGUGCUCCCGGUACUCCCGGACCUCAAGGUAUUGCUGGAACCCGUGGUACAGUUGGUCUUCCCGGACAAAGAGGAGAAAGAGGCUUCCCAGGUCUUCCAGGCCCCCUUGGUGAACCUGGCAAACAAGGUCCUUCUGGCCCAAGCGGUGAACGUGGUCCUCCCGGUCCUAGUGGCCCACCAGGCUUAGCUGGACCUCCCGGUGAACCAGGUCGUGAGGGAUCUCCUGGUUCUGAAGGUUCUCCCGGUCGUGACGGUUCUGCUGGUCCUAAGGGUGAUCGCGGUGAGGGCGGACCUGCUGGUCCUCCUGGCGCUCCUGGUGCCCCUGGUGCUCCUGGCCCAUCUGGCCCUGCUGGAAAGAACGGUGACCGUGGUGAGACUGGUCCUGCUGGUCCUUCUGGCCCUGCUGGUCCUGCUGGUGCUCGUGGUCCUUCUGGACCUGCAGGUGCUCGUGGUGACAAGGGUGAGGCUGGAGAACAAGGAGAAAGAGGCAUGAAGGGACACAGAGGUUUCAACGGUCUUCCCGGACCACCCGGUUCUCCUGGCCAUGCUGGUGAACAAGGUCCAUCUGGUGCUUCCGGUCCCGCUGGUCCAAGAGGUCCUCCUGGAUCUUCUGGCAGCGCUGGCAAAGAUGGUUCUAAUGGUCUGCCCGGUCCCAUCGGCCCACCUGGUCCUCGUGGUCGUACUGGUGAUGUUGGUCCUGCUGGUCCUCCUGGACCUCCCGGUCCCCCAGGUCCUCCUGGCCCCCCCAGUGGCGGAUUUGAUUUCAGCUUCAUGCCCCAGCCUCCUCAAGAAAAAUCUGACAGACACUACCGCGCUGAUGAUGCCAAUGUCAUGCGUGACCGCGAUAUGGAGGUAGACACUACCCUCAAGAGCCUGAGCAAACAGAUUGAAAACAUCCGCAGUCCCGAGGGUACCAGAAAGAACCCAGCCCGUACUUGCCGCGACCUGAAGAUGUGCCACUCUGACUGGAAGAGCGGUGAAUACUGGAUUGACCCCAACCAGGGAUGCACCCUUGAUGCCAUCAAGGUCUUCUGCAACAUGGAGACUGGAGAAACAUGUGUCUAUCCCACUCAGUCCACCAUUGCCCAGAAGAAAUGGUACACUAGCAAGAACCCACGUGAGAAGAAGCAUGUCUGGUUCGGCGAGACAAUGAGCGAUGGCUUCCAGUUCGAAUAUGGCAGUGAGGGAUCUGACCCAGCUGAUGUUAACAUCCAACUCACCUUCCUCCGCCUUAUGGCCACCGAAGCUUCUCAGAACAUCACCUACCACUGCAAGAACAGCGUGGCUUACAUGGACCAAGAAACUGGCAACCUAAAGAAGGCCCUGCUCCUGCAAGGUUCCAACGAGAUUGAGAUCAGAGCCGAGGGUAACAGCCGCUUCACAUACAGUGUCAAUGAAGAUGGUUGCACGCAACACACAGGACAAUGGGGCAAGACAGUCAUUGAAUACAAGACCUCAAAGACAUCAAGACUGCCCAUUACAGAUGUGGCACCUAUGGAUAUCGGAGCUGCAGACCAGGAAUUCGGAAUUGAGAUCGGACCAGUCUGCUUCGUGUAAAAACAACAGACAAAUACUAGGACAGGAUAAUUUCUAAUGCGGACUUGAAAUUGUUGUUCCUCUCAUCUCUAAAACUUUUCUUGUUUCCGUAAGCAUUACACAAAAAAACAGAUAGACAUGCUUUGAAGAACAUCUCUCCAAGGACAGACCAAAAAGCCCGUGUUUGUGUUCAUGGGAUGGAGACUUUUCACCUCUCCCUCUACUUGUGCCCCCUGCUUACAUGAAUUGGCCUUCCUAUGACCUUGAAGAUGCCCCCGUGGAGAAAACAAUUGGGAAUGUCCUUAAUAAGACUGCCCCGGAUUUGAGAUGAUGAGAAUUCAGGGUCGACGAUCCUACAAUUCCCAGAGUUGAAGAGGAGUAAACCACAUCAUUUCAUGUAAUGCACCUUUUUUUU
This is a messenger RNA of Nanorana parkeri, 4866 nucleotides long. It is a transcript of the gene COL1A1, whose product is annotated as collagen type I alpha 1 chain. Gene Ontology annotation, molecular function: protein binding; extracellular matrix structural constituent. The record is from RefSeq and is a predicted model, not a curated record. NCBI's taxonomy places the organism in Eukaryota, Metazoa, Chordata, Amphibia, Anura, Dicroglossidae. The coding region runs from base 132 to 4472 and encodes 1446 amino acids. The transcript is spliced from 51 exons.